Molecule: messenger RNA, 2570 nt
Organism: Uranotaenia lowii
Lineage: Eukaryota; Metazoa; Arthropoda; Insecta; Diptera; Culicidae
Gene: Irbp
Product: ATP-dependent DNA helicase 2 subunit 1
Exons: 10
Coding region: 315-2168 (617 amino acids)
Biological process (GO): double-strand break repair via nonhomologous end joining; cellular response to gamma radiation; cellular response to X-ray
Cellular component (GO): Ku70:Ku80 complex; nucleus
Molecular function (GO): damaged DNA binding; double-stranded DNA binding; DNA helicase activity
Source: RefSeq, a predicted model, not a curated record
CUUUUUUGCCGCGGUUAAUUUUUUUAAAACUUCUUCAUUCUUGUCUAUUCUCGUGACUAAACAUGUUGAUUUCAUAUUAACGCAAGUGAUAGUGUCGAUAGUGUGCCUUUAAAAAUUUUCACUCGGUUAACUUUUAACGCGGAUCGGUAUAUUAGUUGCUAUUUUACCUGAGACUAUUGUUUGAUAUUUUUAAUAAUAAAGUUUUUAAAUCUUGUAAGAAGACGGGAAUAUUCCAGUCAUUUGCAAGACAAAAUUGGUGUUCUUUAGUUAAUCCAAAGCACGAUAAGUAUUGUUCAUUUUUCAACUCUUCCAACAUGUAUUGGACCCCAAACCAUGAGGACGAUGAAGAAGAUAACCAAGAUUUUAGUUUUGGUGGCCGCGAGGGCCUGUUGGCACUUGUAGAUUGUGCUCAGUAUAUGUUUGAAGAAAAUCCUGGUAAUGGCACAUGCCGAUUUAGAGAAACGCUAAAUUUUAUCGAAGCCAUCAUGAAAAAUAAAAUAGUUACCAGUGAAAAGGAUUUGAUUGGGAUAGUAUUUUUCAACACGGAGCACAGUCCAGCACCACAGGAUGAGAUUGAGCUUGAGGCAGGCAUGGUUGUGCCAAAACAGACGGCUAUCUUUUUGCCAAUGACAACUCCAUCGGCAGAUUCCAUCCGGAAGAUAAUGAAUUUUCGUGACUCAGACGAUCUGUUCGAUUUUGAUCGAAAAUUCGGACACUCACAUGGAACCAAUCUUGCAGACAUAUUAUGGUUAUGUUCUCGGAUGUUUACUCGAUGCGGCUACAAAUUAGAGCAAUCCAGCAUAGUACUUUUCACAUCAAAUGAUGAACCUCACAAGGCCGGCAGUUACGAAUACCAGCAAUGUUUUAUCAAAGCCAAAGACUUGCAACAGCUGGAUGUGAACGUUGUUCUUGUACCUAUGCAAAAUGAAUUUGAUAAGCUCAAAUUCUAUCAGGAAUUUCUAUGUACCGUGGCAAGUGAAGACCCCGAUCAUUUCAAUUUUCCACAUUAUGAAGAAAGUAGAGAAAGGCUCUUAAACCGCAUUUUCAGGCGUGACUUUAAGAAAAGGGCCCUUUCGCACUUGAAGUUCAAGCUUGCGGAUAGCAUAGCUUUUGGUGUAAACGUUUAUUCAUUGUCAAGGAAAACAAAAUUUCCCAAUAAAAUCGAUCUAUUAAGAGAUACAAACGAAGUGAUCGUGUGCAAAAGAUCAUAUAAAACUGUUUCUGAGAACUCUGAUGCAGAAAAUGAUAGCAACUAUCUUUUACCAGGCAAUCAAAGGAAAACGCUUUCAAUUGGUAACGAAAAAGUAAGUUUUACGGUUGAUGAAGUUACCAAUAUGAAGCAAAUGCUAGAACCAAGCAUUCGCCUACUAGGAUUUAAACCACUCACCAAAGUGUCACCAAUGUAUCACAUUCGUAGUCCAUUGUUUCUCUAUCCAGACGAAGCUGGAAUCGCUGGGUCUACAGUUAUUUUCAGAGCGCUCUACGAAAAAUGCCUAGCGAAGCAAAAGGCAGCCUUCUGUAUGCUUACCAUGAGACGAAAGCAACCCUCCAAGUUGGUGGCGCUCAUUCCACAGGAGUGCUGUUUCGACGAUGAUGGUGAACCUUUUCGUCACAGUGGAUUUAGAAUUGAAUUUAUCCCAUAUGCUGCUGAUAUUCGUGCGUUGGAAGUAUUCGAUCGACCUGCUCCAGAAAUAUCAAUAGAACAAGUGGAUAUCUUCAAAUCUGUGGCAAAAAAGAUCAAAUUCAAAUAUCAUCCAUCACAGUUUGAUAAUCCAGUGCUUACAACUUUAUACACAAAUAUUGAAGCUUUGUUGUUCGAUAAUAGUGACCCAGUGAAGUACGAUUCAACGAAACCUGAUAACGAACGUAUCGAUUCGAAAGUAUCGCCGUUUGUGAGCACAAUUCAAGAGUUAUUCGGCGAAGACCAAGUUGGUGCUUCUAAGAAACGGGCUAAAGCUCCGGAUGCUGAGGGUCCUAACGCAAAAAUACCCAAGCUUGGCUCGGAUGCUGAUCCUACACUGAUACUUGAUGCUAUACGCCAGGGAAAGACUAAUUCAUUGCUCGUUACGACACUGCGAGCACAUCUCCAGCGAGAAGGCGUUGCGGGAAUUUCGAAAUUGAACAAGGCUGAACUGAUUGACAAAAUAAAAGAGCACCACAAUCUGUAAUAUCUGUAAUAUGUUGUUCGUUUGUUACAAAUUGUUUUAUUAAAAAUCAUUUCUUAAACUAAUCUGAAUCCAUACAUGCAUUUAUGGCACUUUACCGCAGAUGCCUUUCAUUUAGAACUUAACUUACAAAAUGCAACCGUCUUAACCUAAAUAUCACUUAAGAAAGUCGUGCUUAUUGUACGUUUCCCACUUAUUUUGAUUAAAUUACUUCGAAUCUGCUUUUUCAUGGAGCCACGGUCUAAAGAUCGGCAACGUUGACGGAUAAUGGGUUUCAGGUUUAUAAAUCGUUUCGGCCCACUCAUUUGUGUCAUCAUCGUCUCCAUUUUUGAAUGGGUAUGUACCGAGUGUUAUGGGAAGUUGCAAUUUCACUUGUUUUUCUAAUGAUUUGGGUUCAAUUAGAAA